Messenger RNA from Vollenhovia emeryi, 2773 nucleotides. RefSeq lists its product as uncharacterized. Bases 136 to 1986 code for a protein of 616 amino acids. The record is from RefSeq and is a predicted model, not a curated record. Gene Ontology annotation, molecular function: calcium ion binding; RNA binding. NCBI's taxonomy places the organism in Eukaryota, Metazoa, Arthropoda, Insecta, Hymenoptera, Formicidae. The transcript has 6 exons.
UCACACGUGGUGCGUCAGGUGCGUGACGUAAUAUCGGCAGUGUUUACGUGCCGGCGACGCUCGAUCGAGAGAGAUCGAGUUGUCGCGAAGGUGAGAACAAUCGGCAAAUCGAAUCUUGUCUAUUUUACUGUAAAAAUGGCUCAGUAUCCGCCCAUUAACGUACGUCUGGCGGUGAAUAGGGUAGACUUCAAUCUGAUAGCGAACGAGGGCAUCCAGCCGCGGCUCUACACACCCGGCGAGGAGAUAUCCAAUCAGCCGGAUUUCUUAAGAGGCCACGGGACCUACGUCGACGAGGAGAAAACGUUGCGCGCCUCGGUCGCUGGGAUUCUGGAGAAGGUGAACAAGCUCAUAUCGAUCAGGCCCUUGAAGGCACGCUACAACGGUGAGAUCGGGGAUCUCAUUGUGGGAAGGAUAACGGAAGUACAGCAGAAGCGCUGGAAAGUCGACGUAAACGCCAAGCUUGACGCUGUCCUAUUAUUGUCCAGCGUUAACUUGCCUGGUGGUGAAUUGAGGAGAAGAUCCGCCGAGGAUGAGCAGACGAUGCGCAGGUACUUGCAGGAGGGAGACCUGAUUUGCGCGGAGGUGCAGUCGAUCUUCGCCGACGGCUCGCUCUCUUUGCACACGCGGGUGUUGAAGUAUGGCAAACUGUCGCAGGGGAUCAUGCUGAAGGUGCCGCCGUUGUUGAUACAACGUAAGAAGACGCACUAUCACACUCUGGAGAGCGGCGCGACCCUGAUACUCGGUUACAACGGCUACGUGUGGAUCGGCGCGAGCAUUCAGAACGUCGACAAGUCCGAGGGUGGCUUCACCGAAGAUCUGUCGAAGAUCCCGGUCGAGAAUCGCGGCGUUUGCACGCGGCUGCGUAACUGCAUCUUGAUCCUGGCGCAAUGCAACAUGCUGCUGUCCGACACCUCGGUGACGUACGCUUAUGAAGAGUCCUCCAAGUACGAGGUCUUGGGAACAGGUAGUCGGCAAGUAGCGUUGAUAGACAUGGACGCAUGUUUCAAUGCCUUCGAUAAAGACGGCGACGGAUUCCUGUCGAUCUCCGAAUUCGAUCUCAUAUGCCGCGCAUUGUUUCGAAAUGACCGCGGCAAGAUUUACGGUUUCGAAGAGGAUCAACUGCGCGAGGUGUACGCUAUCUUUGAUCUCAAAGGCGACGGCCUGAUCGACAGGGAAGAGUUUGAGGUCUGCUGGAACCGAUGGAUCAAAGUAUGCACGCGUCCCAAGGGCGCCUUCCUGAUUGUGGACGUGCAAAAUGAUUUUAUAACAGGUUCCUUGAACAUAAAGCAUUGCGCCGCGCAGCACGAUGGUUCGGAAGUGAUCGACCCGAUUAAUCGAUUGCUGGAAACUGUGCCGUUCGACGCGGUGUUUUACUCCUUGGAUUGGCAUCCCGUGGAUCACGUAUCCUUCAUUGAUAAUUUGCACUUGAGAGAGGUGGACAUCAGCAGCAAUAUCUCGAAGGAAGCGGCGCGGGUGUACGACACAGUGACGUUCCAGGGACCACCGUUGCUGAAGCAACGUCUGUGGCCGCGUCAUUGCGUGCAGGACUCCUGGGGUGCUGAGCUCCACAAGGACCUGAAGAUCGUCGACAACUCAAUCAAGAUCUAUAAGGGCACGAACCCGGAGGUCGACUCAUACUCGGUGUUCUGGGACAACAAGAAGCUCACUGAGACCACGCUGUCGUCGCAGCUGCAAGAAAAGGGUGCCACCGACAUCUUCAUCUGCGGCUUGGCCUACGACGUUUGCGUAGGCGCCACCGCGGUAGACGCGCUCACCAGCGGUUACCGCACUAUAUUGAUCGACGACUGCAGUCGCGGCGUGGAUCUCGUCGACAUCGAGAAGACCAAGGCCACCGUAAUAGGCAGCAACGGUGUAAUAGUGAAUUCCAGCCAGGUGAAGGCCAUGGUGGAGGGGAGAGACCGACGGCCGGAGCUCGGUUACAAGCUCGCGUUGGAGAUUAAGCAAAAAUUGAGCCUCGGUGAAUAAUUGUAGCAAACAGUAUAGUAUAUCUAGAAACGUUCGAUUGGUAGAUUAUAACAUGAGAGGCCGUAAUCUCGCAUUUCGAAUCAGCUUUUAUAAGCAUAGGACAGUUGAAAAUAAAAAUGAGAGAAAAAAAACGAAGAAAAAGAUACAGAGACGAAUUAUAGAAUGGAUAUAUCUGUUUUCGCUGAGCGUUAAAGCAGUUCAAUUAGAUAUUAGGAAGUAAACGUUGAAUUUGUUGUUAAAUCUGUUAUCUUUUUGGAAGGAAUUCUUUAAGAGAGAUACAGUUUAUAAAAUGGAAUUUAUAUAUUGGAUCUAAGAUCUGAAAGAGUGAUAUACGCAUUUAAACUUACAAUUAGUAUAGACUAGUAUAUGAAAUUUGGUCGAUUUUAGAACUUACUGAAAAAGGCUAUUUGUUAAAUAUGUAUAUAUGAAUAAAUUGAGUCAAGGAUAAUUUAUCUAUGUGCAUGUAUGUACAUACAUACAUACAUAUUUAUAGGAGAGUGAAGUUUGUCGGAAACAGAAUUUUCAGAAUGAGUUCCUAUAAAAGUAUUGAUUACGCUAUAGAAUAAUAAGGGAUUAAAUUAAAAUCUUAGGACGCGCGUGCUACACGUGUGUGUUGCUACACGCAAAAUUUUAAUAAUUUUAAAUAUUAUUUUGAGAAAAUUAAAAGAAGCAUCGAGCUUUAUUACGCUUUUUAUUUAUGCUGGUGGAACGUAAUAAUUUAUGCGUUAAAUGUUCCUGAUUUACGAUAGAUUUUGCUAAUACUGAAAAUAAAUUAUUCAUACAAAUA